AUCCGUGACGGCAGACAGAGGCACAGAUGGACAGACAGACAGAUGGAAACGGGUGACCUAUUUCUUCGAGCGUCAUCUUGCAGGACCUCGCCAGCUAUGAACGGUUCAGACUUUUUAAUUCUGCCUGGCUGGGAACUAAUAAACUUAACUUUGCCGGAAGUUAACUGGACGAACACUUCAGACCCUGAGCGAGACGCUUGGGAACAAUGGAGUUCCCUGAUGCAAGAUCGUGCAGUUGUUGUUUCCCUCCUUCUCCUCUUUUCAAUGACCACGGUCUUCGGCAACAUGCUCGUAAUCCUCGCGGUAGUUCGUGAACGUUAUCUUCAUACCGCAACAAAUUACUUCAUAACAUCAUUAGCAGUUGCAGACUGUUUAGUGGGUUUAGUGGUGAUGCCUUUCAGUGCACUUUAUGAAGUUCUUGAACACACGUGGUUUUUCGGGACUGACUGGUGCGACAUCUGGCGUUCGCUCGACGUUCUUUUCAGCACAGCGUCCAUCCUGAACUUAUGUGUUAUUUCUCUGGACCGUUACUGGGCUAUAACGGAUCCUAUAACAUAUCCCAUGAAAAUGACCAGAAUACGCGCUGCGCUUUUAAUAGCGGCAGUUUGGAUCUGUUCAAGUGCUAUUUCUUUCCCGGCUAUAGUUUGGUGGAGAGCCGUACGGACAGAGCCCAUACCUGCCUACAAAUGCCCAUUUACUGAACAUUUAGGUUACCUCAUUUUCUCAUCAACUAUCUCUUUCUACCUACCACUCUUCGUCAUGGUGUUCACUUACUACAGGAUCUACAGGGCAGCUGUGGCUCAGACGCGAUCGCUACGUUUGGGUACUAAACAAGUACUGCUGGGAUCAGGAGAAUUAGAACUAACCCUACGGAUACACCGUGGAGGUACAUGUAAAAUUCCGAAUCCAGAAACCAGACAUUUGUACUCGACUCAAGAAGAUGAACCUUUGACGGCGCUUCAGAACAACGGUUUGUCAAGAAUGGCUUCCACAAGAUUGGGGCCUCACAGCAAGAAUUUUUCAUUGAGCCGAAAAUUGGCAAAAUUUGCUAAAGAGAAAAAAGCAGCGAAAACAUUAGGGAUAGUGAUGGGAGUGUUUAUCGUGUGUUGGUUGCCGUUUUUCGUAGUGAACUUGCUUUCUGGAUUUUGUCUACAGUGCAUUUGGCACGAAGAGAUUGUUCUGGCUGUGGUAACGUGGUUGGGAUGGAUCAAUUCCAGUAUGAAUCCUGUUAUAUAUGCCUGUUGGAGUAGAGACUUUAGAAGGGCCUUUUUAAGGAUUCUGUGUGUCUGCUGUCCCAGACAAGUAAGACGUCGAUAUCAACCAGCUUUCCGAAGCAAACCGAGUCAGCAAUAUUUUAACUCCCACGUGGUCGAAAGCGCUCCGAGUGGUGUUACUUACUCUUCAGUAGGUCAACAUGAACUGUAUCCGUUGUGACGUCACGUCCGUACCAGACAUCCGACACCUGCUUUAUCGACUGGAAAGCCCGGAUCGCCCACCCACAGAGUGAUCCAUUCUUGCUCACCUUCCCCUAGCACACUCAGAAUGGCAUAAACUAUGAAACUGUGUGGAGUCGAAUCAAGCAUAACAAUCAUUAAAAUAAAUGGAAUUAUUAAGAAUACUGACUAUUGGGUGUUUAUAUUUUAUUUAAGUGAAUGUUAUAGUUUCAGAAUUGUGAAUUCUGUUUGUAUUCUCAGUGGAUCUGAUUUAUAACAAGAGUAAAUUUAGUGUUGAUAUAAAUUUUACUAAUAAGCUAGAAGGGGAAAUGUGCGCUUUUAGACAUUUUUAAAUACAUGAAGUGAUAAAUUUAGACGUUAAUGUUCUUGUUUUAUUCUCACGUAGAUACUUCAUCUUCUCUCAUGAAAUGAGACGCAACUACAGGUAGUUUGUACUAUUAAAAUGAAAAAUAUUUUUAGCGUCCUGGUUUUGUUAACAACUAAGUACAGUUCUCAUAAUUAGGUCAAAUACGAUAUUUAAUGUCUGUAAUAGCUUCUCAAAAUAAUAUGAAAUAAUAUAAGAAUGUAAUACUCAUCAGUUAUAUUAAUUUACAAUUUCUAAUAAUAAUCAUUAGUCGUAAAACGAAAUAAAUCGAAAAAUCUCAAACAUGUAUGCCAUAUCAUUUUGACUGGAAUCACUUGUAUUUUUUUCGAUAUUAAUAUAAUUCUUAAUAAGAGACAAAAUUAAAAAUUAUCUUUGCGUUCUUAUUGAAAUGAAAUUUUCACUAUACAUACAUACCAAUUUUGUAUAUACAAAUUUAUUCACAACUUAAUACCAGGAAGAGCAUUGACUAUUUCUUAGCGUAGGUAUGUACCAAGUUACUGCCAACGUACACAAAAAAGUAAAAGAUACAACAUAUUUUAUAUCAGAAAAAUUUGUAAAACUGUAUAUUUUGUUAAUAAAUUAUUAUUAUUAUAAAACCAUCAACAAGCGAAAAUUCAACCGGCAACUUUUAAAACAUAUGUUAUAUAAUAAACAAUUUUUUGAAAUGCUAAAUAAAAACCCAUACUCAAUAAUAAAAACUUUACCAUUAAUAUCAUGUCUUUAUUCAUUACUUAUUAUCAAAAAUUGUAUCCAAAUUUGAAAUUUGUUUCAAAAAUCUUUUAUACACUCUUGAUUUUAAGAUAUUUUGAACUUUAAC
Molecule: messenger RNA, 2635 nt
Organism: Zophobas morio
Lineage: Eukaryota; Metazoa; Arthropoda; Insecta; Coleoptera; Tenebrionidae
Gene: Dop1R2
Product: Dopamine 1-like receptor 2
Exons: 4
Coding region: 43-1434 (463 amino acids)
Biological process (GO): adenylate cyclase-activating adrenergic receptor signaling pathway
Cellular component (GO): plasma membrane
Molecular function (GO): adrenergic receptor activity
Source: RefSeq, a predicted model, not a curated record